Molecule: messenger RNA, 2483 nt
Organism: Poecilia latipinna (sailfin molly)
Lineage: Eukaryota; Metazoa; Chordata; Actinopteri; Cyprinodontiformes; Poeciliidae
Gene: gnal
Product: guanine nucleotide binding protein (G protein), alpha activating activity polypeptide, olfactory type
Exons: 14
Coding region: 350-1486 (378 amino acids)
Biological process (GO): adenylate cyclase-activating dopamine receptor signaling pathway; sensory perception of chemical stimulus
Cellular component (GO): heterotrimeric G-protein complex; cytoplasm
Molecular function (GO): G protein-coupled receptor binding; GTP binding; GTPase activity
Source: RefSeq, a predicted model, not a curated record
CGGGACGCACCAUCCCCUGAAGCAGGUCCAAAGCUGUUUGUGAUUCUGCUGCUGGUCGUCAAGCAGCUCAGAGCCAAACAGACAAAUCCCCAAAGAGCAGAAGAAGAAGACGACUAAUGAGGCGCCGUCAGGGCGAGGCGGAGCUGCUCAGGUGUUUCACUCAGCAAACAUCACACAACCUGCAGCAGCUCCUCUCUGAACCGGACCGGACUGCAGAUCAGACCAUGCUGCCACUGCUUCUGUGACCCGUCUCUGUGGACUUGGAUGGACGAGCAGAACCGGACCUGAAGGCUAGACGGGUCGCUGAUUCCCAGCAGCUACAGUUCUGGUUCCAGUGGUUCCAGUAGAGAUGGGGUGUUUAGGCGGGAAGACGGACGAAGAACGACUCGACGAAAAGGCCAAAAGAGAAGCGAACAAGAAGAUUGAGAAGCAGCUGCAGAAGGAGAGACAAGCAUACAAAGCAACACACCGCCUGCUGCUGCUGGGUGCAGGAGAAUCAGGUAAAAGCACCAUCGUGAAGCAGAUGAGGAUUCUACAUGUGGACGGUUUCAACGCUGAAGAGAAGCAGCAGAAGAUCCAGGACAUCAGGAAGAACGUGAAGGACGCCAUUGUGACCAUCGUGUCGGCCAUGAGUGCGUUGACUCCGCCCGUCCCUCUGGGUAACCCUGGCAACCAGUUCAGGGUGGACUACAUCAAGAGCAUCGCUCCGCUUUCAGACUUCGAGUACACAGAGGACUUCUUCGAGCAUACCCAGAAACUGUGGGAGGACGACGGCAUCAAGGCAUGCUUUGAACGCUCCAAUGAAUACCAGCUGAUCGACUGCGCCAAGUACUUCCUGGACCGGUUGGACUCUGUCAGGAAGACGGACUACACACCUACUGACCAGGACUUGCUGCGCUGCAGGGUGCUGACAUCUGGGAUUUUUGAGACCAGGUUUCAGGUGGACAAAGUCAACUUCCAUAUGUUUGAUGUAGGAGGUCAGCGGGAUGAGCGCAGGAAGUGGAUCCAGUGCUUCAAUGAUGUGACGGCCAUCAUCUUCGUAGCGGCCAGCAGCAGCUACAACAUGGUCAUCAGGGAGGACAACUCCACCAACCGUCUCAGAGAGUCCCUGGACCUGUUCAGGUCCAUCUGGACCAACAGGUUCCUGAAGACCAUCUCUGUGAUUCUGUUCCUCAACAAACAGGACGUCCUGGCUGACAAGAUCUUGGCCGGGAAGUCCAAGCUGGAAGAUUAUUUCCCAGAGUAUACCAACUACCAGGUUCCUCCUGACUCUGUUCCAGAUGUUGGCGAAGACCCCAAAGUGACCCGAGCAAAGUUCUUCAUCAGAGACGAGUUCCUGAGGAUCAGCACAGCCAGCACUGAUGGGAAACAUUACUGCUACCCUCACUUCACCUGUGCCAUCGACACGGAGAACAUCCGCCGCGUCUUCAACGACUGUCGUGACAUCAUCCAGCGCAUGCACCUGCGUCAGUACGAGCUGCUGUGAUUGGCUUCUGGUCCUUGCCAUGGCUCCGCCCCUUCCUGUUAGACCAUCAAUGCAGACUUCAUGUUUAGAGUAGAAAGGAGGAAUUCAGAGAAUAUGUAGUGGUUAUGAUUUGAAAGGUCAGAGUUAUGCAGAGCAUUAUGGGUAGUGUAGUGUUCAGGCUGACAGAGUGCAACCAUUUUAUAUAAAUAUUUUUCCAUGUUAAGACUUUGAGUUCAGUUAUAGCCUGUUGUUGAUUGGCUGUUUUCAGAUGUCAUUUUUUAACCAAUCAGGACUUAGAGCUCAUUUAUCCAAACAGGAAGUUGAUUUGCUGAGUUUGUUUAUUAGCAUUAAAGAGGAUUUAUCAGUGCAUUGGUGACGGUUCUUCCUCAGCAUCUGAGGUCCGGAAAGGCCUGUUCUACUCAGUCAGUACAAGACCAGACAGAGUACACAAACUAGAAGUGUGAUGAUAAAUAUAAUUUCUCUGCAGACAACAAAGGCCACCAUUAAGAACCAAACCGGACCAUUUUCUAGGUUUAACUUGAACCAAAGCUGCAGAACUCAGAACCUCAGCUCAGUUUUGGACCUGAUGAAAUCAGGCUGCAGUGAGAAGGUUCGCUUGCUCUGGAAGAACAGCACUCAGAACCAGGAGGUUCUUUCAAAAUAAAAGCUCUUCUCUAAAAUCGAAGCAGUGCAUUAUGGGUCCGACUGAUGCAGAGGUUCUGGAGUCGAUGUGAGCCACGGUUUCUCUGUGGUUCUGAUCUAGAACCAAACAGUCGGAGGUUCCUCAGAUUCUGGUUCUGUCUGAGCGGGUCGGACCGUCACUUGGACUCCCACUUUAUUAGAAUGGAUCAGUUCCAAAAAUUCAAAGAUGGAAGGACAUACAUGCUGGUGCUGCUCUGUUCACAUCGAUCAAAACAAAUGGUACUAGUCAUUAUUGGUCCGUUUCCCGUGUGUCGGCCCAUCUGCUCCUCUAACUGAUAAACAGUGUAAAUAUGGGGGCGGUUUGUAAAUUUACCCA